GUCACUGAAAUCUGGCGAGUUUUCCGGUAACAAAGUCUUCCAAUUGACACCCCUUUUAUCCCUUUUCUUCUUUUUCCACAGUAAUUCUUGUUUCCUUUCUUCCACCUUUUUGGAAGGGUUUUUUUUUUUUUUUUUGGCCCUGUCAAUUAGAGGUGACGAAAGAAGAGGCUUUGGACGAGCCGGAGAUUACGAUACAAACCUCGCACCCAAGUCGACACUUCGGUCCUGCCAGCUCACCAAAGAUGCGCCAAGGCCCAAGGCUUGAAAGCUCGCGGAAAUAGAGUUUAAAAAUUAAUUAAAAAAAAGCGGAGAAAACAGAUGAACAACAGGCGUCAAAAUUAUAAAAGAAAAAUGGCGUGCGAGAAAGUAAAAGUGUAAAACAUUCUCUCAACGAUUUCAGGACCGUGCGGAAGCAAACCAACAAACAAGGCAAGGCCACCUUUCCCCUUUCCCCCCUCCCUCACCACCGCGCUUCCGGCCGGGAAACCUGCUCCAAAAUCAACAACCACCUCCACCGCCGCCGUCGUUAAAUUGAAGGAAGAGAAGAUGACGGCUCGUUCCCCUAUCACAUUUGAUUCCUGAUUCCUUGCUCUACCUUAGAUCUGUAUGCACACAGUAAGCAUCCCCGCUUCUUCCCCCGUUCGUCAUUUCGAAUUUCUUCCUUUUCGCUGAUAAUUUGAUCGGAAUCGUAACGAAAACAGGUGGGAUUUUCUCCGAUCACCGUCGCCGGAAGCUAUGCAAUCCCGAGUGGUGGUAUCACUCGAGGAAAGCAACAAAGACUCAAAUCCCCCUCCGCCUCCUUCAAUCAAGACGGCGAUCCCUACUCAAUCCAGGGGAUUCCCCUUGCGCAUGCUCCGAUUAUUCUUUCUCUUCCUAUCCCUAUGCUUCGCAUUCUCCUUCAUCAGCAUCUACGCAAUCAGGCGGUUCGGAGUGCAGAAUGUGGUCACCACCGUCAGGUCGGGCUUCAUCCCCAGCUGCAUUGGUGGUGCUGCCGCUGACUCUUUUGCGACGCUCGAGCGGUUUAUCGCCCCACCAUCGAACUUGCUCCACAGGAUGAGCGACGAGGAGUUGUUCUGGAGGGCUACACUUGUCCCUCGAAUACAGAAAUACCCUUUCAGCAGGGUUCCAAAGGUGGCUUUCAUGUUCUUGUCCAAGGGUCCCUUGCCCCUUGCACCUCUUUGGGAGAGGUUCUUCAGUGGUCAUCAGGGGCUAUACUCCAUUUACCUACAUUCCCUUCCUUCAUUCGAAGCCAAGUUCCCACCUUCGUCGGUUUUCUACCGGAGGCAGGUCCCUAGUAAGGUCUCCGAAUGGGGCAAGAUGAGCAUGUGUGACGCCGAGAGAAGACUCCUCGCCAACGCACUGCUCGACAUCUCAAACGAGUGGUUCAUUCUCCUCUCAGAAUCAUGCAUCCCUCUCUACAAUUUCAGCAUCAUAUACCGCUACAUAAGGAGUACAAACCAGAGCUUCAUGGGCGCGUUCGAUGAUGAGGGGCCCUACGGGAGGGGCCGGUACAACGAGAACAUGGCCCCCGAGGUGAACAUCACACAGUGGCGGAAAGGCUCCCAGUGGUUCGAGUUAAGAAGAAACCUUGCUGUCAGCAUAGUGGAAGACACAAAAUACUACCCUAAGUUCGAGGAGUUCUGCAGGCCAAACUGUUACGUCGACGAGCACUACUUCCCCACAAUGCUGACAAUCGAAGCACCGAACGAGCUGGCGAAUCGGAGCAUCACGUGGGUUGACUGGUCACGAGGCGGGGCACACCCAGCCACCUUCGGAGGGGCGGAUAUUACGGCAGAGUUCUUCAAGAAGAUAUACGACUCGCAGAAAUGUAAGUACAAUGAUCGGGAAGAGUUCCAGAUUUGUAAUCUCUUUGCGAGGAAGUUUUCGCCGAGUACUCUCGAGCCGUUGCUGCACAUUUCUCAGCAGGUGCUGGGAUUCUGAAAGUGUGGUGGUGAGUGAGAUGUGACUCGGUUUCUCGAUCAUUCUUCUUCUGGGUUUGCCAUAUAUCGUUUGUUGUUACACAGUAGUAGUUUUCGUCACCACCUUGCUUUUAUGUGAGAGCAUAUGCAUGUAAUGGUGCUGUGGCUGAGCUUGUUUCCAUAGGUUUGCAGUCUGUUUUUUUUUUUUCUUCUUCUCUCCUGUAGAUGUACAGAAGACUACAACAUAUGGUUAGUUUUAGGUUAUGAGUAGAAGGUAGAGUUUUGACUACUGGGAGUGAUUGGCUAACUAAACCGAACUUCAAGGAUCCCCAGCCGGGUUGGUAGACAGUUUGCCUAGUGAAAUGGCUUUGAUUCCUUUCUCUGUUUGAGCUUCGUUUCUUCUAGUAGAACCCUAUUAGACACGGUCACGGAUCUUUGCUGAAGUAAAUAUGAGAUUGAUGAGGGUAUAUAUAUGUUUAUAUGUUUCUUGAAAUUACAGUAUUUUUAAAAGAAAAUUAUUCUAAUAAAAUUUCGUGUAACCAUAUAUUUUAACAAAGUAAACCCAAAUGUUUCAUAUAAAAAAAAAAAUGCUUGUGUACCAUUAUAUGAAUUCUUAAUAUUCUGUAGAAUACAAUAUUUUUGAAAACAUGUAUUAUUUGCUUGCCGCCGGCUGCUACUCCGGCGCCACGCGAUGGUCCUAGCCCUCCUCCAACCUCAUCGGUGGCGGCAGUCCUCGUUAAUUGGUGGGUUGCUGCGUGCAUGGGUGGAGCCGCAACGAUCGGAUUGUUAGUUGCAGGUGGAGUUGGUCAUAUGUAACAAUCCGAGACACGAUGAUUUUAACUAGUAGAUGGCAGGCAUGGGUUUCGUUUUGUAGUUGUGUCUUCUUUUUUGGUUUGAAAGUCACAUUUUUCUGAGGAGAUUUCUUAUCCUUAUUGGUUGGAUAUUGGACGAUCUCUUAACUAGAACUAGAGUAGUAUGCUAAUCUAUUUUGUUUUAGUUUUGUUGUUUCCAUUUGAGGUAAUAAGAUUGUUAAUUUAUUAUAUAUGUGGGUAAGUUUGAUCGAAUUUGCAGAUAAAUCCAAAACACAAGUUGUAUUGUCUAAAAUAAAGAAAUGAUGUGGAGUGAUACCAUUUGUUCUCAACGAUUUUUCAAUAGGUCAUGCACUCAUGCUAGUUUCUUCUAAUCGUUUGUCAAAUCAUUCACAAACUUGCCAACAUAAUCGAUUUAAAAUUUUUAUUUUUAUGAUGCAUUAUAGUUAUAGUUCUACAUAUUAUCGUAUGAUAUAUAUUUGUGAUUCCUCGAAUUUAUAACUAUAAUAUAGAUGUGAAAAGAUUCUAUAAUAAAGUUAAUUCGACAAAUAUAUUUGGAUCAGGCCUUAUCAUUACAUAAUUCGAUAUGAAUACCAUCCUCACAAAAAAUACAUAUGGAAUAAAUAUGUUAUUUCACC
Molecule: messenger RNA, 3366 nt
Organism: Linum trigynum
Lineage: Eukaryota; Viridiplantae; Streptophyta; Magnoliopsida; Malpighiales; Linaceae
Source: the annotation of a GenBank genome assembly